AUGCAGUUCUCUGCCGCCCUCGUCACGGCGUUCCUGGCCGCCACGGCCACGGCCCUGCCCGUUGCGGGCGACGACGGCGCCACCGCUGCGCCGGCGCGCCGUUACCGUCCCAUGCCGAUUGUCGACCACCGCCCUUCCGACCGUCGCAGCCCCGGCAUGCACAUCAUUGACAAGAUUCCCGUGCCGGAGAAGCGCGACGGCGACGACGGUGGCGACGACGACGACGGCGCCGUGGAGCGCCGCUACCGCCCCAUGCCCAUCGUCAACCACCGCCCUUCCGACCGUCGCAGCCCCGGCAUGCACAUCAUCGACAAGAUCCCCGUGCCGGAGAAGCGCGACGGCGACGACGGUGGCGACGACGACGACGGCGCCGUGGAGCGCCGCUACCGCCCCAUGCCCAUCGUCAACCACCGACCCUCUGACCGUCGCGGCGAGCCGGCGACUGAGAAGAGCGCCAUUGCAAACUCGUUUUGGGGCAUGCCCAUCAUCGACCACCGUCCCUCCGACCGUCGUCGCGCCGAGGCGGACGCCGCAGCUGCCCCCGAGGAGAAGAGCGCCGGGAGCGCUAUUGCCAAGGCCUUCUGGGGCAUGCCCAUCAUCAACCACAUUCCGUACCCGGGCAGACGUCGAGGCGCGGAAUGA
This is a messenger RNA of Akanthomyces muscarius, 642 nucleotides long. RefSeq lists its product as uncharacterized. Lineage: Eukaryota; Fungi; Ascomycota; Sordariomycetes; Hypocreales; Cordycipitaceae. The record is from RefSeq and is a predicted model, not a curated record. Bases 1 to 642 code for a protein of 213 amino acids. The transcript has a single exon.